CUUCCUGUCGGCUCCGUUGACGAUUUCAACUCCGGGCAUAUAAAUCCCCGCAUUCUCCAUCUCCCGACUUGUUUGGUUUUAUUCUUCCAGACUAUCGAUUUCUUCCUUCAUCUCAUACUCUCCCCACAUAUUCCACCAUGGGUAAAGACGACGAACCUAGAACCUACCGGUACAACGAGAAGCCGACUUAUACCACCUCCAAUGGCUGUCCGGUCUUCGACCCUCAGGCCUCGCAGCGCGUUGGCCGUAACGGCCCGCUGUUGCUUCAAGACUUCCACUUGAUUGACCUUCUGGCACACUUUGACCGGGAGAGAAUCCCCGAGCGUGUCGUUCACGCCAAGGGUGCUGGCGCCUACGGAGAGUUCGAGGUCACCGAUGACAUCAGCGACAUCACUACCAUCGACAUGCUUAAGACCGUUGGCAAGAAGACCAAGUGCUUCACCCGUUUCUCAACCGUCGGUGGCGAGAAGGGUUCUGCCGACAGUGCUCGUGAUCCCCGUGGCUUCGCCAUCAAGUUCUACACCGAGGAGGGUAACUGGGACUGGGUGUUCAACAACACCCCCGUUUUCUUCCUUCGUGACCCCGCCAAGUUCCCCAUCUUCAUCCACACCCAGAAGCGUAACCCCCAGACCAACUUGAAGGAUGCCACCAUGUUCUGGGACUACCUCUCCACUCACCACGAGGCCGUUCACCAGGUCAUGCAUCUCUUCAGUGAUCGUGGUACCCCCUACUCGUUCCGCCAUAUGAACGGCUAUUCUGGCCACACCUAUAAGUGGAUCAAGCCGGACGGCACUUUCAACUACGUUCAGAUCCACCUGAAGACCGACCAGGGCAACAAGACCAUGAACAAUGAGGAGGCCGGCCGUUUGGCCUCCGAGAACCCCGAUUGGCACACCCAGGACCUGUUCAACGCCAUCGAGCGCGGCGAGAACCCCUCGUGGACCGUCUACGUCCAGACUUUGAGCCCUGAGCAGGCGGAGAAGUUCCGUUGGAACGUCUUCGACUUGACCAAGGUCUGGCCCCAGGGCGAGGUGCCCCUGCGUCGCUUUGGCAAGUUCACCCUCAACAAGAACCCCCAGAACUACUUCGCCGAGGUCGAGCAGGCGGCCUUCUCUCCCUCGCACAUGGUCCCCGGUGUCGAGCCCUCCGCCGACCCCGUGCUGCAGUCCCGUCUCUUCUCAUACCCCGACACCCACCGCCACCGUCUCGGCGGCAACUACGAACAGAUCCCCGUCAACUGCCCCAUGCGUGCCUUCGCCCCCUGGCAGCGUGACGGCUACAUGAACGUGCACGGCAACUACGGCGCCAACCCCAACUACCCAUCCACCUUCCGCCCCUACGAGUACAAGCCCGUCAAGGCCAGCCAGGAGCACGAGAAGUGGUCCGGCUCCGUCGUCACCGAGCAGCUCCCCGUCACAUCCGAGGACUACGUCCAGGCCAACGGGCUCUGGCAGGUCCUGGGCCGCCAGCCCGGCCAGCAGAACGCCCUCGUCCACAACGUCUCCGUCCACCUGUGCAACGCUCACGAGCGCGUCCGCAAGGCCACCUACGAGAUGUUCUCCCGGGUAAACAAGGACCUUGGUGCCCGCAUCGAGAAGGCUACCGAGAAGAACGCCACCCAGUCUGCUCGUCUGUAA
Molecule: messenger RNA, 1637 nt
Organism: Aspergillus nomiae NRRL 13137
Lineage: Eukaryota; Fungi; Ascomycota; Eurotiomycetes; Eurotiales; Aspergillaceae
Gene: fgaCat
Product: catalase easC
Exons: 2
Biological process (GO): response to hydrogen peroxide; hydrogen peroxide catabolic process
Cellular component (GO): peroxisome; mitochondrion; cytoplasm
Molecular function (GO): catalase activity; heme binding
Source: RefSeq, a predicted model, not a curated record